Molecule: messenger RNA, 510 nt
Organism: Penicillium malachiteum
Lineage: Eukaryota; Fungi; Ascomycota; Eurotiomycetes; Eurotiales; Aspergillaceae
Exons: 1
Coding region: 1-510 (169 amino acids)
Source: RefSeq, a predicted model, not a curated record
AUGUUCACAGACGAGGAACAUCAACGCUAUCACUGGAUCAAAAAGCACAAAGGACGUAUGAACCUCGUCCAAGCAGGCCGGAGCAAGAAGAAUGGUGUACGCGCCGAAAAAUGGAACCGUGGUCUAAAAGAUUGUCCCUGUGAAGACGAGAAUCAGACAAAUACAAAUGGGAUAAAAUACCGACGCGAAUCAUCUGAUUCGAUCUCUUCUGUACCGUCACUCUCAUCUUCCACAUCAUCGGAACCAUCUUCCUCUAUCUCUACGCUUGUGUUGGAUGGAUCGGGUGAACAGUGGAUGCAGAGAUGGAAUAAUGCGUUUCGAGUUCUGGAAAUUAAGCAGUUGAGAAGUCCAAUGUUCUUCCAUAUUGACCCUGGGGAUCGGGAUGGAAUGCUUGCUUAUACACAGGAGAUGGGACGAGAGGAUGAUUUGUGGGAGAUUCCGGGCUGUGUUGGUAAAGAGAUGAGCAAGCAUAAGAAGAAGAAGAGACGGCAAGGUGGGAAGUCACAGUAA